Molecule: messenger RNA, 3046 nt
Organism: Acanthoscelides obtectus
Lineage: Eukaryota; Metazoa; Arthropoda; Insecta; Coleoptera; Chrysomelidae
Source: the annotation of a GenBank genome assembly
CUUGAGUGCACACGACACUGGACAUAGCAAUGAUCGAGAUAAAAUAAUAAUAUAAUAAUCACGUGCUCAACAUUUUUUCGCCUUGUAGAAUUAUUAGUCGGUUUUUGUUAAUUGUUAAAGUUGUUGAAUACUUUAUAAACCAUCAUAGUUAUUCCGUUUGUGCUGGUGUGUGGUAAUAUGUGGUUUGCUGUGAUCUUAUCAAGAAAAUCUUGCGCCAAAUAUCUAACGCAAUAUAAUUUUUUAAUCAGUAGCUAGUACGCACUUACUUCGUACUUAUAAUGAAUGCUUUUAAUAAAGUGUUUUGAUUAGUAAAUGGCUUUGAUUAGAUACCAUUAGGCAGUGCAACUAUUUUUAUUUUCAAUAAAUCAUAUCAUAUACGUUACUACCUUUUUUUAAUAAGCGGCCAACAUGAUAACAGGCAGAUUACUGAUCCUUGUCCUAUUGGUGAAUUUUACAAGAUGUGAUAUAUACAAAUCAUGCUCGGAAGUUACAUUCUGUUCAAAAUUUCGGAACUACCCAGCAACAAGAUCCGAAUACUUUACAGCUGAAAUAGGUGAGGUUAAUGAGGACAAAAUGACCAAUAUAUUGACCCUUCCAUUGAGCAACGAGAAGGACGUAAAGUUAGAGCUACAAGUUUCUUUUUUGAGCAACUUCACAGCCAGGUUGAGAAUAACUGAAGUCAACAGAAAACGAUAUGAGUUGAAAGAAGUCUUAGAUCAUGAACCACAUGCUGUCAAAUAUGACAUCACGCAGCAGACGAAUCAUAAGUUACGCAUUCAUCCACAUGGCCUCCACGAUGCUAGUAUCAUUAUAAGCAGAGGAGCGCCGUUUUCUUUGGAACUUGCUUACAAGACACACACUCGCAUCAAUUUUGACUCCUCACAGUUGGUAUUUGAAAGCGCAGAAGAGGGCGAGGCCUUCAGCUUCAAUGUAGGAUUCCAGGGUUCUACAAACUUAUACGGACUUCAUCAUCAUGCUGAUAGAAUGACAUUGAGAGAAACCGUAGAAGCCGAUUCUGAUCCUUACCGGUUAAAAAAUGUUGAUGCUGGACAAUAUCAAACCAACUCUACUAAGUCCUUAUACGGAGCCGUUCCAGUUAUAUAUGGGCAUUCUAAAAAAAGUACUAGUGGGAUAUUUCUUCACAAUGCAGCUCAGCAGUGGGUUGAUAUAACUUACAAAGAAAAAUUGAAGCCUUCAGCUCGUUUUAUCGUAGAAGGAGGGACCUUGGAUCUCUUUUUAUUCUUUGGGCCUUCAUUCAAAGAUGUUGUCAGACAAUAUGUUGAUCUGACCGGAAGAAUGCAUAUGCCACAGUUAUGGACACUUGGCUACCAUCAAUGUCGAUACUCGUACUUGACGCAAGACGAUGUAAAGGAAGUAGUUACCAAAAUGGAGGAAUAUGAUUUUCCAAUGGAUGCCAUUUGGUUGGACAUAGAUUACACGGACGGCAAAAAGUACUUCACCUGGAAUCCACAGAAUUACUCAGACCCAGUCGGUUUACAAAAAUAUUUGGCAUCGAUGAACAAACGCUUGAUCACAAUCAUUGACCCACAUAUCAAGGUAGACUCGGAUUAUCCAGUAUACGUGGGCGGACAGGGGAAAUACUUUGUAAAAUGGGAAAAUGGUAGCGAUUUUCAAGGCGAUUGUUGGCCUGGUUUAUCAAGCUACAUAGAUUUCCUGAGCCCAGAAGCCAGAGCCUACUUUGCAAACUGGUAUCGAUACGACAAAUUCAACGGCAGUACUGAAACACUGGCUGGUAUUUGGAACGAUAUGAAUGAGCCCUCGGUGUUCAACGUGCCCCAAUGGGAAAAUACGUUUCCGCCUGAACUUGUGCACUAUGGGAAUGUCAGGCACAGAGAUAUCCAUAAUAUGUAUGGCUUUUUGCAGACGAAAGCAACCCACGAAGGGUUGCUAGCCAGAGACAAGCAUCUGAAGCGUCCCUUCAUCCUGACAAGGUCCUACUUUGCUGGGUCUCAACGGUACGCUGCAAUGUGGACCGGAGACAACACAGGUGAUUGGCCCUAUCUGCAAGUAACUUAUUCAGAAUGUGUUCUCUCGAAUCUUGUGGGACACGUUUUCUGUGGAGCUGACGUUGGAGGGUUCUUUUGGGACCCGGAACCAGAGUUACUUCAGCGAUGGUACCAGGCUGGAGUGUGGUUACCGUUCUAUAGGGGACACGCAAAUGCUGAUACAAAGAGGCGCGAACCAUAUCUGUUUCCCGAUGAUGUCCAAACAGUUGUUAGAAAUGCUCUCAAGACGCGUUAUAAGCACCUGCUCGUUUUCUACACUCUCUUUUAUCAGCAUGUCACCAAUGGUGAUCCUGUAGUCAGGCCUCUGUUUUAUGAAUACCCAGACAUGAUCGACAUCGAUGAUCACAUUUUGAUAGGCACAGAUAUCUUGGCAACACCAGUGAUGGAAAAGGGUGCUAAGACCAAAACAGUCCACUUUCCUGGUAAUGAAGAUACGUUUUGGUAUAGAGCUGACCUAUGUACUGGGAACUGGACGGUACAUAGAGGUGGAACCAAUGAAACGUUCAACGUGGAUAUACAGAACUCACCAUACUUCUACAGGGCAGGGAGUAUAGUGGUGGUCACGAACAAACAAAGGACUUCUACGGAAGGUCUCUUGGAUGACCACUUUACCAUAUAUGCCAACGCAGAUCCGAAAGGAUAUGCCACAGGAUUUCUCUACUCGGAUGAUGGAGUGAGUUUUGAUUAUCAAGACAAGGAUUAUUUCUGCCUAUUGGAGAUGAAAUACUAUACCCAUCCGGUGUACGGUUUUCAUUACGAACAGGUUAAAGGAAAUAUGGAACUUAAUUUUUCUUUUAAGGAAAUUGUGGUACACGAAAUACCAGAGUCAGGAAACAUAGCACCAAUCAGUAUCGAGGUAGUCCCUGGCAAAUAGCUGAAACUGGGACAAUAUAAUAAUAUGUACAUAUUUUAAAUAAAUUAUUACUUGAACAUUGAGUUAUGUAAUAACUAUGCAAAAGUAAACAAUAUUCUCAAAUGAUGAUUACAAAAUUAUAGCAAAAUAACACUUGAAUGUCACA